This is a messenger RNA of Histoplasma mississippiense, 1956 nucleotides long. RefSeq lists its product as hypothetical. The transcript is spliced from 3 exons. Gene Ontology annotation, molecular function: signal recognition particle binding; GTP binding; ATP hydrolysis activity. NCBI's taxonomy places the organism in Eukaryota, Fungi, Ascomycota, Eurotiomycetes, Onygenales, Ajellomycetaceae. The record is from RefSeq and is a predicted model, not a curated record. Gene Ontology annotation, biological process: SRP-dependent cotranslational protein targeting to membrane. Gene Ontology annotation, cellular component: signal recognition particle receptor complex; endoplasmic reticulum membrane. Bases 1 to 1956 code for a protein of 651 amino acids.
AUGCUCGACUCCUUUGAAAUAAUAACCUCCUCUGGGGUGGUCCUUUGGUCACGAUCAUAUGCUCCAGUGGGAGUCCAUGUUAUCAACAGCUUGAUCAACGAUGUGUUCAUUGAGGAGAAAUUCCAGCAAGAGGCCGGUUCGGGUGCUGUUGCGCCAAGGUACAGGAAGGAGAAAUAUACGUUGAAGUGGAAACGGGCAAAGGAUCUGGGUUUAAUCUUCGUGGCUGUUUAUCAGUCUCUUCUUCAUUUAACCUGGAUUGACGAAUUGCUCGAGAAUAUCAAAACUAUCUUUGUGGAAAUUUACAACGAGCAGCUUAAGAAACCAAAUUCUAGAAUUAUCGAAUACCGAUUUGACAAGUACUUUGAUCAGCAAGUAAAAGAGUUGGAAUCUGCUGCUGGAAAAGCAGUUGAGGGCUCGUCUUCUUUGUUGAUUGAGGAGAAGAAGGAUACCCUUGUUGAGGCGGAUAACGGAGGCCCGCCUCCACCUCCAAUCCCUGGUCUUCUCCCUGCGCAGCGCCAUGCUGCGCGGGCCGUGGCGAACUCGAAUGAGAGUUCACCUUCCCAAACUCCAGAGACAUCGAGGCCGGCCACACCGAACCAUAUCAUUACUGCGAAAGCUGGUCCAGGCGGUCGGACUUCACGACGCGCACGAAAAGCUGCAAAUUCAAGUGCAAAUGUUUCGUCAGGCGAAGAUACAAUUAAGAAAGCAAAGAAUGCGAAGUGGGCAGUGAAGAAAAUGCGCAAAUGGGACUCGGAGGGCUUUGCGGACGAAGACAAUGGCGAAAUCCUGGAUUAUUCCGCUUCCAAUGUAAACGGUUCAGAAUCAGAGGAAGUAGCUGGCCCUCCAGUAGAGGCAGUCGAUCAGAAUUCGUGGGGGACGAAGACUAAAAAGGGCCAAUUUGUGUUGAAGGAUCUAGGUGAUGAAGUCCACUCCAUUCUUCAAGAUGCAGAUGCCGUUAAGGACAGGGCUAGUAUGUCCAACGGUGUUGUGGGCUCUAGUUUGGGUGCUAUUAGUGGCCUUUUCCGAAAUAUUGUUGGUGGAAAAGUCUUGACCAAGGCAGACUUAGACAAACCCCUCAAGGCCAUGGAGGAACACUUAUUGAAAAAAAAUGUUGCCCGUGAAGCGGCUGUUCGUUUAUGUGAUGGUGUUGAACAGGAGCUUAUUGGGAAAAAGACCGGAAGCUUUCAGAGCAUUGACGCCGCUCUUCGAGCCGCAAUGGAAUCGUCGCUCCGGAAAAUCCUCACGCCCACGUCCUCAUUGGAUCUUCUCCGGGAGAUCGAAGCUGUCACAUCACCAUCGAAUUCGCAAAAACAGCGCCGCCCAUAUGUCAUUUCUAUUGUUGGAGUAAACGGUGUUGGAAAAUCCACCAAUCUAAGCAAAAUCUGCUUUUUCUUACUCCAGAAUAACUACCGUGUCCUUAUCGCGGCUUGCGACACCUUCCGCUCCGGUGCAGUCGAACAGCUUCGCGUGCAUGCGCGCAACCUUAAAGAAUUAAGCGCUCGGGAGAACGUUGGACAAGUGGAGUUAUAUGAAAAGGGUUACGGUAAGGAUGCAGCCAAUGUAGCCAAAGACGCGGUGGCCUACGCUGCUGUGAAUAACUUUGACGUUGUCCUUAUCGACACAGCUGGCCGCCGACACAACGAUCAGCGCCUCAUGUCUUCCUUGGAAAAAUUUGCGAAGUUUGCGCAACCGGAUAAAAUAUUCAUGGUGGGCGAGGCUCUUGUUGGUACUGACAGUGUCAUGCAAGCUCGAAACUUCAACCAAGCUUUUGGUACCGGGAGAAAACUUGAUGGAUUUAUCAUGAGCAAAUGUGACACGGUAGGGGACAUGGUUGGUGCGCUUGUCAGUAUGGUGCAUGCCACUGGAAUCCCAAUUGUUUUUCUCGGUAUUGGGCAACACUAUGGUGAUUUAAGGGGCCUGAGCGUUCCUUGGGCAGUGGGGCUUCUGAUGAAAUAA